Molecule: messenger RNA, 5332 nt
Organism: Rattus norvegicus (Norway rat)
Lineage: Eukaryota; Metazoa; Chordata; Mammalia; Rodentia; Muridae
Gene: Mapre2
Product: microtubule-associated protein, RP/EB family, member 2
Biological process (GO): positive regulation of keratinocyte migration; regulation of microtubule polymerization or depolymerization; positive regulation of ARF protein signal transduction
Cellular component (GO): microtubule; focal adhesion; dendrite
Molecular function (GO): protein kinase binding; microtubule plus-end binding; identical protein binding
Source: RefSeq, a predicted model, not a curated record
AGGCGACAACGCCGGAGCAGGUGAGUCAAGUACAUUCAAAGCUGUACAACCCUGGCGCGCCCAGACACCCUUUGCCCUGGGUCCGUCCCUCCCAGGCCAGGCGUUGGCCGCGCCUCUCCCACCCCCGCCUUGGUCUGCUGUCUGCAGAUCGCAGAGCAAGUGGAUCCUGGGGUCUUCAAGCCCAUCAAGAAGUUAUCCAGCCUAGGGUGUGCGCGCAGUCGGGCUCCUACGGGUCGCCCCUCUCUUUGGGUGGGGGGCUAGAGCGGUACACGAGUGGAAGAGGAAGGGAGUGAGGGCUGCCACGCUGGCAGACACAAAGUGCACUGGCCGAAGGGUGAAGGCUGGGGACACCUAGGAGAAGGCGACUUGUAGGUGGGCGCCUGCAGUGCUCGGCCCCUUCUGCUGGAGGACUGGGAUUACCACCCGGGAUAAGAGCCUCCCGAGCUGCCAGAAACUGCGCACUUUGGGGCCAGAUCUAGAAGUGCCGCGCGCGCCCACCAUCUGGAGUGUAUUCCCGAACCCCCAAACUCUGGGGCCGCCUCUGGUGUGCCCUGUGCAGAGACAGGGGUCUCACGGCUGGGACCGAUCACUCCUGGACCCGGGGCUUGGGAUCGGGUGUGUGGCGAGGACAGUGGGUUGCUUGUCUGCUCCUGAGUCGUUGGGCAGGCAGCACCCGCAGAAAGAUAGAAGCGACCACUACACUGGUUUAGAGCAGCGUUCUUCAGUCUACCCUUCCAAGUGCUGCGCUGAAGCAAGGAGUGAUGCUACAAAGGCCUGGAAAGAGGGGUGGACUCAAAAAGACCCUCUGCUCUGAACCUGAGCCUUAGGCAGCGCGGACUUCUGAAAGAGCGAAAGGGUCUGGGUCACCGCUAGAGUUACUUUGCCAAGCCAGUGUCAACGGCGCAGCUGCAGCCUCGGAGGAAAGGGGCAGCAGCCAUUGGGCCAGGAGCCUUUGUCUUAACCUCCAGUCCCCUUCUGUUAGUCCUGGUUGGGCCAAUGGCGCGCUGAGUAAUUAAUAUUCCGAACAUUAGUUGUCCCUUCACCUCGGCACAGACGGUCCUGCUGCCCUUCCUUUGCCCCCUACUCACAGCUGGUAUUCACCACCUCCUCACCUCCAAGCCUUCCCUGGGGGAAAAAAAGAAAAGAAAAGAAAGGAAGUGAUCUGGACCCACUAAGCAAAAAGAUAAUGCCAAAAGCACUCCAGAGGGGUCAGGGCAAGUGAAUGCCCACACCGCGCAUGCCCGCGUGCGAGGAGGGAAGGAGUAGCUGGAACUUUCUUGAUUAGCAUAAGUAUCUGCCCCGGGGCCGCGCGGUGCGAGGCGGAGGCUCUGCCCAAGCUUAGGUGCAAGAGAAGUCCAGUCUUGAGUGAGGUCUGAGGGACCUGCUUCUAAUCUGAGGGGACCGCGGGGUGCGACUUGGCGGAACAGGACGCUAGGAUGAAACAGAUCCGAGAUCAACGGGUAAUCAGAAAGGGUCCCAUUUCCCAGAAGAACCACUCGCUUCAACAGCCAGGGAGAGUGCCUGGAUGUUCAAAUUGGGGAAUGGCGGUCAAUGUGUAUUCUACCUCGAUAACCCAGGAGACUAUGAGCCGGCAUGACAUCAUCGCAUGGGUUAAUGACAUCGUGUCUCUAAACUACACAAAAGUGGAACAACUCUGUUCAGGAGCGGCCUACUGCCAGUUCAUGGACAUGCUCUUCCCGGGCUGUAUUAGUUUGAAGAAAGUAAAAUUCCAAGCAAAGUUGGAGCACGAGUAUAUCCACAACUUUAAACUUCUGCAAGCGUCCUUUAAACGGAUGAAUGUUGAUAAGGUAAUCCCGGUGGAGAAGCUGGUGAAGGGGCGUUUCCAAGACAACCUGGAUUUUAUUCAGUGGUUUAAGAAAUUCUACGAUGCUAACUAUGACGGGAAGGAGUAUGAUCCUGUUGAGGCUCGACAAGGGCAGGAUGCAAUUCCUCCCCCUGACCCUGGGGAGCAGAUCUUCAACCUGCCUAAGAAGUCUCACCAUGCAAACUCCCCCACAGCAGGCGCGGCUAAGUCAAGUCCGGCCGCCAAGCCGGGAUCUACACCUUCUCGUCCCUCGUCUGCCAAAAGGGCUUCGUCCAGCGGCUCUGCAUCCAGAUCUGACAAAGAUUUAGAAACACAGGUCAUACAGCUCAACGAACAGGUUCAUUCACUGAAACUCGCCCUGGAAGGUGUGGAGAAAGAGAGGGAUUUCUACUUCGGGAAGUUGCGAGAGAUUGAGCUGCUAUGCCAGGAACAUGGGCAGGAAAACGAUGACCUCGUGCAGCGACUAAUGGAAGUGCUGUAUGCUUCCGACGAACAGGAGGGCCAAACAGAGGAGCCGGAAGUGGAGGAGCAAACCCAUGACCAACAGCCCCAGCAGCAGGAAGAGUACUGAGCCAUCUUGUCCGCUCUUGACGAUUCCAUCCUGCGUGGGGACUUUUCUUCUGGAGAAUUGCAACGCGUGUGGCCUGGAGCGCAGUAGAAACCAGCUGUUCCCAACCUGUUCCCAUCGACAGUGAUCUUGCACCCUCCAGCCAUUGCUCUUGGUUCCCACUUCUCUGCCAAGACGCGUUAGCAGAUGGCUAUUCUGGUCAGCUCCCUGCCAGGUCAUAGGCUCACCUUCAACUUCACCACCUGGCUGCUUGAGACUGGUUCUGCUCCUCCCUCAUAACUAUUUCCCACCCCAACACCACCACCACCACCAUCACCACCACCACCACCCCUUUUUAUCCUGGUGUGAAACAAUGGUAAUUUGAUAUAUGGUAUUUAUAUUGGCAUUUUUCAACCCAGUGUCAGUAGGUGUCACGCGCAUUUGUGGUGCUUUGAUGUUUGCGAGUCUAACCUCCUCUCAUAAAUUUGGUCAGAUGAUUAAUUGGAACAAAGGGAAACAGAUAUUUGAUAUGAAAGCCAUAUGACAGUAGCUUGUGUCAUGGGGAAAACAGUUUUCUCCCUCUACUCACAACACUAAAGGGAAAAAAUGGAUUCAGAACUAUGACUUCAGGGCCCAGCAGUGUUGAUAGAGCAGCAUAUUAGACAACCACACAGUCGUUAGUUUUCAGACAUUCGCUCCACAGACAAUACCAUCUCAGCUCUGCCCUUGCUCUGUGUGUCCCUGCCUCCCCCCUCUCCCCCGGUUCUCCUGUUAUUUUCUUUCUCAGGGUCCUUUCUUUGGUGGGGGGUCCACUCCCCAAAAGAUGUUGUCAUUGGCAAUCCGCAGUUGCAAAGGGGGUAGGGUGGUCUCAGAAGGCACAAGGCUUCCUGCCUCAUCCCUCUUUUCUCCUCGUAAGGGCUUCAACCCAAGUCCUCCAGUUCACAUUUAAGGAAUCCAUACUAGAGGGGAACUUGAGGGAGCGUACCCUACACGCCAGCCUUCACUCGGUGCUGGCUGCCAGGGUUGGAAACGAAGACUUGAUCGAUAGCAAGGGAGAAGAGUGGCCACACACAAAAAUGCCAAUGACCCCCAUCACCUUCUGGAGUGAGGACUCCACCCUCUCUGCAACAAGGGGCCCUCCUUGUCACUGACAUUUGCUAAACCACGGCAAUUCAUAAACGGGAAACAUUAGUGAAUUGAAAGCAUUCCUUGUUUUUAACUAAUAUUUGCACAUUUUCUUAGUCUCCUUCCUGAUGGUCACCUGUCCUCCCCUCUUGACAGAUGGCAUUCUUUCCCAACUCCCUCCGUUUUAUUCGAUUUUAGCUUUAGGUUUGCUGUCCCUUGUCAUAUGGCCAGCAAGUGCAGAAAAAAAACAAGAAACAAAUGUGCCCACCCCACCUUCCACUUAAAAAAAAAAAGUCUCAAAAUAAAUUUCUGAAUUAUGCAUCAUAAAGCUUUGAAAUUUCUUUAUUAAUUGAUGGGAUACUAACCUUAAAUCCUAGCGCUGAAGCUUUCCACCAAGAGAAAGCUUUGCAAAAUAAACCUUCGCGGCAGCGUUGUAUAUAACUGAGGCCCAUGUGGAAAAGAUGGCUUGUAUUUUUGAAAUGAUCACGACACACUGUGCAGAAGCGGACAGUUGUUCCAUGGCGUCUGGUUCUCCUUCCUUCUCUCUCCUGCUCACUCAGCCCUGCAGCGCAGCGCAUCUCUCUGAGGCUGGAAAGCCUCGCCCCUCGCAGUGACGUCCUCCCACGCCUGGCCGCGGUAGUGGCUGUGCUCCACGCAGCAGCGUCAGGCCUCGUGGUUUGCUGCUCUCCUGAGCCUUCUUUAUUCACUCGCUUUGUUUUUGGCUUUUCAAUGGCUAUUCUAAAGAGGUACAAUGAGCAGCUAUUCACAGACCCCUGGGUGGUUCCCGAACCUGCCCAGGACGUCUUAGCACCCAGGGCUGGGGGAUUCAUGGCCACACUCCUGAGUGGGUACCGGGAAUCGGGAUGCGUCAGGAUCUUUCAUCUCCCAGUGCCUCUCGCUGGAAGCACUCUUCCUUUCCACCUCCCUGGACUACUAAGCUGGAGACCUACUGGCCACAUGUCUGAAAAGACUGCUCCCCAGCUGGUGUACUCCAUUCUCCUUCCUAGUGGCUCACGCCAGACCAUUCAUCCACUCCUGUCCGUGUGCCCAUCGUACAUAUCUGGUGAAGUGCUAUGUCCCAGAUGGUGCCAUGGAUGCUUUGGGGAACCCUUCGCAGUUAUUUCCACCCCUGCCUCUGGGCACCCACCACUCAUGGAUGGCGGAACAUCCAUUGUCUUAUCUCGGCAUUCAGGGGACACAGUCCUCUAAGCCCCAGCCCAGCCAUCGAACAUCACACUGGGUCCAGAGGCAUCCCAGCAUGGGUCCCUGCUCCUCCCUCUCAAGAAGUUGGUUUUUUUUUUUUCCUCAGUUUCCCCGCACCCACUGUUGGCUGGAAGGGCUUCCAUUACCACUGUCAGAUUGGAAGUGAUUGAAGCAGGGGAUGAAGAGAGAGCUCACAUCCUAAGUAUAGAGAAGCAGGACAAAAAAAAAAAAAAAAAAAAAAAAAAAAAAACGUUCAAAAGACAAACACCCUGUUGAACUGAGAGAAGUAAACUCCAAAAGGGAACCAAGAUUUCCUCCCUUUCCUGGUGUUUCCAUUAUUCCGUUAAGGUUUAAUAUGCAUUCAGAUUACUUUACUAAAUAGUACACCAUAAAGCUUUUGUUAUAUAUUAAAUGUAAACUGAAAGGAAUGUAAACAUAUGUAUUGUUAAUUAUAAAUAUCGAUAAGUAAUGGCAUACUAGAUGAAGAGGUCUUAUUCAGACGCAUCACAUUCAUUUUACAUUGCCCACCUAUUGUCGCAUGAUAGGAUAGCUUUUUGUCUCUGAAUAUGUGAAUAACUUGACUUGCGUUGACCUUUUUACAUAUUUAAUAAAAAAAUAUAUGUUAAAAUCUG